AAUAAUAAUAAUUUUGGGUGUUUUAGAUAUUUCGUUGGUCGGCAUUGAAAUCUCUCCGUUUUUCAUUGUUCUUCAAAACACACAAUCCCGAGUCUCUCUCCUUCUCUGUCCUACCUUUGAAAAUUUUCUUCCAUUUUCAAGAAUGGUUCGAUUCUUCGCCGCUUUUCAGCUUCUACUACUCAUUGGAUUUCUUUCUUCUGGAUCGGAAUCUCUUCAAUUCGAUUUGCAGUCCGGCCACACCAAAUGCAUCUCUGAGGACAUUAAGCAGAACGCCAUGACCGUCGGCAAGUAUCAUGUUGUUAAUCCCAACGUAGGCCAGCCCUUGACUGAUGAGCGCAAGCUCAUUGUUCGGGUGACUUCGGCCACUGGGAAUACUUACCACUACUCCGACAAGGUGGAAUCGGGGCAAUUUGGGUUUGUUGCUGCGGAGGCGGGUGAUUUCAUGGCCUGUUUUUGGGCUCCCGAUCACCAGCCUCAAGUCAUAUUAUCGGUGGAUUUCGAUUGGAGGACGGGUGUGGCUGCCAAGGACUGGUCCAAUGUUGCUAAGAAGGGCUCUGUCGAAGUUAUGGAAUUGGAGGUGCAGAAGUUAUUUGAAACUGCCAAUUCUAUUCAAGAAGAAAUGUAUUAUCUCCGAGAAAGGGAGGAAGAGAUGCAAGAUCUGAACAGAAGUACAAACACAAAGAUGGCAUGGUUGAGUUUGCUCUCGCUUUUUGUUUGCUUAUCGGUGGCUGGAUUGCAAAUAUGGCACUUGAAGACCUUUUUUGAGAAAAAGAAGCUUAUUUGAUUUUUCUUUAUUCAAACUCAGUAUUUGUAAACUAUCAUAACGAAAUGAGCCUCUUCUUCAGUGUAGAUUAGUUAUUGGUUUGCAUUUUGAGAUAAAAAUUAGGCUUUCUAUCUGUUGGGAUAUGAACUAUAGUCUCUCUAAAUCAACUUUUACAGCAGCAAGUAAGAUUUUUUUACACAA
Molecule: messenger RNA, 964 nt
Organism: Benincasa hispida (wax gourd)
Lineage: Eukaryota; Viridiplantae; Streptophyta; Magnoliopsida; Cucurbitales; Cucurbitaceae
Product: transmembrane emp24 domain-containing protein p24delta9-like
Source: RefSeq, a predicted model, not a curated record